AUGAUGAAAAGUAAAAGUACAGGAUCGCUAGAUCCACAACAACAUCAGCAACAACAACAACGCACGUUGGAUUCGGUUUCGGUACAUGCCUGUACGUGGAAUGUAGCCUCGCAAGUUCCCAACAAAGCCUAUCUCCAAAAGUAUUUUCGGAGAGUAUUUAUGGGUAACGAGAAUGAUGAAAACAAUCAUGUGCCUGAUAUUAUCGUAUUGGGAUUUCAAGAAAUUGAAAUGAAUGCAAAAGCUCUCAUUACGGAACAAACGGAAGCGGCAACAGUUUGGCGAUCUGUACUCUCCGAAGUUUUUCCAGAGUAUGACUGUAUCGCGUGUCACCAAUUGGUAGGCUUGUGUAUUUUUGUGUGGGUACAAUUUAAGCUUGCAAGACAUUGCUCACCAUGCAUGGCGAGUGAAGUGAGAGAGGGAUUUUCAAAAACACUCGGAAAUAAGGGAUCCGUCUCUGUACGAUUUAAGCUAUUUGGAAAACAAUUUAAUUUCAUUAAUGUACACUUACCAGCUCACACUGAAAAACUUUUGGAAAGAAAUGAAGCUCUAAAUUCAAUUAUUAAUAAGGCAGUGAAUGAUCCAACGCUCAUUCACACAAGUUCAUUACAAUUUCAUCACAGUAACAGUAAUAGGGCUAGUAUUACGACCAAAGACGAUUUUGUUAUUAUUAUUGGGGAUUUUAAUUAUCGAAUUGACAGCCACUUUAAUUUUACCGAGGUUAUUACGAAAAUUUCACAACGAAGACUUUCCAUUCUGUACAAAUGUGACCAAUUACAAAAAGAAAAGCAGAUGGGUAGGAUAUUGAAAGGUUAUAACGAGGCAGGUCCACUUGAAUUUAUUCCAACCUACAAGUGCAAAAGUUAUGAACCACAUGAACAAGCACAAAUAGAUCUUGAUGACAUUUCCAACAUAUUCAGUACAAAAAAGGAUAGAAUUCCCUCAUGGUGUGACAGAAUCUUUUACAAGAGUAAUCCCAAUAUUGUGGUUCACGAGUACACUUCCCAUAUUCGUGUUUGUGCGAGCGAUCACAAGCCUGUCACGGCGAAAAUGACAUUGUGGCUAAAUGAAAACAUGUCGACCUCUAAUUCACAGCCAUCUCAGCAAGUAGAAAGUGUCGACGAUUUAUUGAGGUUUGACGAACCCUUAUCUACAAACCCUUCUCUAGAGUCCCUCUCUUCAACCUCAACGGCAGCUUUGACGAAUGAGUUGGUCACUACCAACCAUGCUUCUCGAAAACUUCCUCCCCUACCUAAACAUUUAUUGGAUGCCAAAAAGAAAGUGGAGGGAGUCUCUUUAAUAAUGUCUUCUCCCUCCAAUACAACAUUAUCUGCGUUCAUGGACGAUGUGAAUGGUCACAACACAAACCCAAUAAUUGUCGAAGAAAAGUCCCAACAAGAUGACGUUUGGGGUUUCUUUGGGAAUGAAAGUAAUCACAACCACAACUAUGAAAACAACAACUCUGGUACUUUGGUCACAAACACAAAUAGCAUGCAGUUGUUGAGUGUGGCGGCAACCACCACAACUAGCCAAGCUCCACAAUUUCACCAGCAACAUCCCUCUCCUCAACAACAACCACAACAACAACAAAAUUCCUUCGAUCCCUCUUCUCUACGCCAAACAUCUUUAUCAUCAACAAACCUCUCAAAGAGUCAAAGCAGUGAUGGAUUUGCAGCUCUUGCAUUGCGACACUCCUCCAAGAGUUCUUCUCUCAAUGUCACCUCAAGUGAUGCUGCAACGACCAGUACUACAAGCCAGUCGAGUAACAGCACCUCAAGCAUGACUAGAGUACCCGUGAAUCAUGCUGCUCGUUCCUCCCCUCCCACCAUGAGACCUCAAACCAUCGAUCGUUUAGAUCUUUAUGCUGGUCUUAACAAUCCCUAUCAUCAACAACAACGAAACAACAACAAUAAUGGUCAACACUAUGAUACUAAUGGUAGUAGCGCCACCAUGAUGACGACUACGAAUCAAGUCACUCAACCUCCAAACAAUAGUAGUAGCAACAACAAUAGCAACGAUGGUGAUUGGUGGUUGAAUUAG
Messenger RNA from Naegleria fowleri, 2037 nucleotides. RefSeq lists its product as uncharacterized. Bases 1 to 2037 code for a protein of 678 amino acids. Lineage: Eukaryota; Heterolobosea; Eutetramitea; Acrasida; Naegleriidae. The record is from RefSeq and is a predicted model, not a curated record. Gene Ontology annotation, biological process: phosphatidylinositol dephosphorylation. Gene Ontology annotation, molecular function: phosphatase activity. The transcript is spliced from 2 exons.